Messenger RNA from Phoenix dactylifera (date palm), 1089 nucleotides. Lineage: Eukaryota; Viridiplantae; Streptophyta; Magnoliopsida; Arecales; Arecaceae. The record is from RefSeq and is a predicted model, not a curated record.
CUGUUUCAAGUCAUAUACGCCCAUUUGCUUCCAAGUCUCUUAGCUUGAAACUUACAUCACUGCUCUGCUUCAGCCAUGGCCUCCUCUCUUUGUUCUAAUGCUGGCAAUUUCUUGCUUUUCUUGGCAUUAGCUAGCCAUUUAGCCAGUGUCUCCUUCGCUGGUAACUUCUACCAGGAUGUUGAUAUCACUUGGGGUGACGGUCGAGCCAAAAUUCUCAACAAUGGCGAGCUGCUGACCCUGUCGCUUGACAAGUCCUCGGGUUCAGGCUUCCAAUCAAAGAAGGAGUAUUUGUACGGGAAGAUCGACAUGCAAAUCAAGCUUGUCUCAGGAAACUCAGCUGGAACCGUCGCUGCCUACUAUCUAUCGUCGCAGGGGGCGGCACAUGAUGAGAUCGACUUCGAGUUCCUCGGUAACCUCAGUGGAGAUCCUUACGUAGUCCAUACCAAUGUGUACACCCAAGGGAAGGGGAACAGGGAGAUGCAGUUCUACCUCUGGUUUGAUCCCACCAUGGACUUCCACACCUACUCCCUCCUCUGGAAUCCUAAACACGUUGUCUUCUAUGUGGAUGGGACACCCAUUAGAGAGUUCAAGAACAGAGAGUCGGCUGGCAUGGCGUACCCGAAGAACCAGGCGAUGAAGGUCUACUCGAGCCUGUGGAACGCCGAUGACUGGGCCACGAGAGGCGGGCUGGUGAAGACCGACUGGUCGAAGGCGCCUUUCACCGCAUCCUUCAGGAACUUGAAUGCCAUGGGAUGUGUGUGGGCUUCCGGUGCCUCCUCCUCCUCCUGCUCUUCGGUUAACAACACAUGGAUGUGGCAGGAGUUUGAUUCCGCCAGUUUGCAGAGACUGAGAUGGGUGCAGGAGAACUACAUGAUUUAUAACUACUGCACUGAUGUGAAGAGAUUCCCUCAGGGGCUUCCUCCUGAAUGCUCCAUGAGUUAAGAGGACUGCACUGUGAUCACUGAACGUAAAAAUGGAUUGUUGUGAUCCUUUUGGGACUGUUCACUCAUGUAUAUUGAUAAUAAAGCCACCCUACAUAAAAACUUCUGCAAUAAAUCUUCUUGCAUCAUUAUUAUCUAGCACUAAAAA